This is a messenger RNA of Girardinichthys multiradiatus, 1478 nucleotides long. Its product is annotated as low affinity immunoglobulin gamma Fc region receptor II-like. Gene Ontology annotation, biological process: cell surface receptor signaling pathway. The record is from RefSeq and is a predicted model, not a curated record. Gene Ontology annotation, molecular function: transmembrane signaling receptor activity. The transcript is spliced from 8 exons. NCBI's taxonomy places the organism in Eukaryota, Metazoa, Chordata, Actinopteri, Cyprinodontiformes, Goodeidae. Bases 124 to 1062 code for a protein of 312 amino acids.
AGGACUUUCUUGCUGCUAGGCAACCAACUGCACCACCGGGGCGUUUAAGCUUUAAAUAUCCCCUCAGAGGAAGAGGAAGAGGAAGAGGAAGAGGGUUUUACUCAGUGUGUCUGACAGAAACUGAUGAAAACAUUCAGAUCUCUGAGAAACACCAUGAAGGACACGUCCAUCAGAUUUCUGCUCAUUCUGACCUCAGGACUCUGCUGCACAAAAACACAAGCAGCUGGUCUGACUGUGAGUCCCAGAAGAUCUCAGUUCUUUGAAGAAGACUCUGUGUCUCUGAGCUGUGAGGAGGACAACAUCUCUGCUGGAUGGACUGUGAGGAGAAACACAACCAGAGGAACCAGAACUCAGUGUGAUGGAUGGGGGAAACCAGCAGGUUCUACCUGCUACAUGAGAUACCUCGUCCCAUUAGACACUGGAGUGUACUGGUGUGAGUCCAGAGAGGGAGCAGCCAGCAGCAGCAUCCAGCUCACUGUCUCUGGUGGAUCAGUGAUCCUGCAGAGUCCUGUCCUCCCUGUGAUGGAGGGAGAUGACGUCACUCUGAGCUGUCAAACAAAGACUUCCUCCAACCUCUCAGCUGCUUUCAUUAAAGAUGGCUCCCUCAUCAGGACUGAGCCUGCAGGUCACAUGACCCUCCACCAUGUGACCAGCUCUGAUGAAGGCCUCUACAAGUGUAACAUCAGUGGUCAUGGAGAGUCUCCAUCCAGCUGGAUCUCUGUCUCAGAGAAACCCACCAUGACUCCUCCACCUCCAUCCACCUGUCCUCCACCUACCUGCACCCGUCCCACAGACAGCCAGUCUUCUGCCAUCAUGAUCCUGGUUCUCACCUGUAGUGGUGCUGUGGUUCUCCUCCACUUCCUGGUUCUGUUGGUGAGGAGAUGUGUCCACAGGAACCAUGAAGAAGCUGGAUUUGAUCCUCAGAACCUCGGACCCAGCAGAGAAACUUCUACAUCUGUCGUUUACUCAGCAGUGAAGACAGGAGACGUCCAUCAGGGACAAAUCAUCUGCAGAGCCAAGAGGAGCAGAGACACAGCUGCUCCAUCACAUGUUAAAGACUGAUUCAACCUAGUGUCAAUAAAGCUUCAGAUAUUGACUGAAGUUAAAACUUAACCUCCUGUUGUCCUAACUGAUGUCUGACUGGAUCAUGUUGUCCAUCCUGGUGCAUCUCAGCUGCAGCAGUGUUUUACUGCAGCUCCAGGCUGAGUUCAGCUCCUGUAAAUAUCUCCAUCAUCUGCAGCUCUGCUCCACUGAGACGUAGAAACAGACCAAGAUUAACAAGAGGAGAGCUUCUGAGAACAUCUGAGGAACAUCAGACCUGCUCUGGUCCAGAUGUGGUUCCCUGAUGCUCCUCCCUGCUAAGAACAGAUAAAGAUCCUUUUGCUGCUGCAUCAAAUAUCAUCACAGUGUUAUGGACCCGGUUUCCUGCUGCAGCCCUAAAUGUCAGGAUCUCAUCUAUUAAACAUGUGUCCCAUUAA